AGCAGAGGGGAGGGCAGGGGAAGAUUUUCCACUCCGGGUUUUGCUUUUGGUGGGUGGUUUUUUGUUUGUUUUUUUUGCUAGCCUCGGCUGCCGCUGCUGGCCGCGGCGGUGUUUCCUCCAGCGGGGACAGGCCGGCUCUGAGCCGCCCCCUCUGCGGCGGGAGCGGCUCUCGCUCUGGGAGGGUGCGCGCGCGCGCCUGGGAGGGCGCGCGAGGCUCCGGGUCGGUGUGUGCGUGCGCGCGCACCGGCUGUGUCUAUCUAUAUAUACCCGAGCGGGGAGGCUGCUUGGAAGCGUCUGUCAGCCCCGCUGCUCUGUGCGGAGGGAAGGACUGCGCUGCAGUGGCGGCAGCAGCAUUAACAACACCAGUGUCUUUGCUCCCUUCCCCCCUCUUCUUUGCCCCCCUCCCCAUUCCUUCCCCCUCUUGUGAGUGUUUUAUUAUUUUCCCCGCUCCUUGCUUCUUCCUUCGGCUCUUCUUCGUCUUCUUUUUUAUUUUUUUGCGUCCGAGGGCGGCGCGCACACAGCAAGAAGGGAAAGAAAAGUAUUGGGGCUUACCCUGUGCUGCUCCAAACCCAGAGGCAGGAGGCGAAGAGGGGGUUUGGCUUCUCCCCCAAGGCAAAGCCCUGCCCCACCCCCAUUGCCUCCUCACAGCAAAGAGAGAGGGACGGAGGAAAAGUGGAGGAAAGCAGCUAUUCUGCGGCUGGCCUUUGGAGUAAAGGGAGCCGGGAAGGGAAGGAUGGUUGUGGUUCCCCGAGCCGGCUGCAGGGCAGCCCUCUUCCUCUGGAUUUUCAGCAGCAUCAGCUGCAGAGCCAGGACGGCGCUCCCUGCAUCCCAAAAAUGUGAUGAACCACUGCUCUCAGCAUUAUCCCACUCCUCCUUCAGCAGUUCAUCAUCUAUGGCUAGUAGCUAUGCACCAGGGUAUGCAAAGCUGAAUAAAAGAGGAGGGGCUGGAGGCUGGUCUCCAUCAGAUAGUGACCAUUAUCAGUGGCUGCAGGUGGAUUUUGGGAGCAGGAAACAAAUCAGUGCUAUUGCAACGCAAGGCAGAUACAGCAGCUCCGAUUGGGUGACUCAAUACCGGAUGCUCUAUAGUGAUACAGGGAGAAACUGGAAGCCAUAUCACCAGGAUGGAAACAUUUGGGCAUUUCCUGGAAAUACAAAUUCUGACAGUGUGAUCCGGCAUGAUUUGCAGCAUCCAGUUAUAGCCCGCUAUAUUCGCAUAGUUCCUCUGGAUUGGAAUGGAGAGGGCCAAAUUGGGCUGAGAAUUGAGGUCUACGGCUGCCCAUACUGGGCCGAUGUUAUCAAUUUUGAUGGCCAUGCUGUGUUACCGUACAGAUUCAGGAACAAGAAAAUGAAAACAUUGAAAGACGUCAUCACUCUGAAAUUUAAAACCUCUGAAAGUGAAGGUGUCAUCUUCCAUGGUGAAGGGCAGCAAGGAGACUAUAUCACCCUGGAACUGAAAAAAGCCAAGCUGGUCCUUAAUUUAAAUCUAGGUAGCAACCAGUAUGGCUCAAUUUAUGGUCACACAUCCGUGAUGACAGGCAGCCUCUUGGAUGACCACCAUUGGCACUCCAUUGUCAUAGAACGUCAUGGGAGGAACAUCAAUCUAACACUGGAUAGGCACAUGCAACAUUUCAGAACCAAUGGGGAAUUUGAUUACCUGGACCUGGACUAUGAGAUAACCUUUGGUGGCAUGCCUUUUUCUGGGAAGCCAAGUUCAAAUAGCAGGAAAAACUUCAAAGGCUGUAUGGAAAGCAUCAAUUACAAUGGUAAUAAUAUCACAGACCUUGCCAAGAGGAGGAAAUUGGAACCUUCUAAUGGGGGAAACUUAAGUUUUUCGUGUGUGGAACCACAUACGGUGCCUGUCUUUUUCAAUGCUACCAGUUACCUGGAAGUGCUUGGUCGCCUGAAUCAGGACCUGCUUUCAGUCAAUUUCCAGUUUCGGACCUGGAACCCCAAUGGACUUCUCCUGUUCAGCAACUUUGCCGAUGGAUUGGGUAAUGUCGAGAUUGACCUGACUGAAGGCAAAGUCAGUGUUCACAUCAAUGUCACCCAGGUGAAGAAGAACCGAAUAGACAUCUCAUCAGGCUCAGGACUCAACGAUGGGCAAUGGCAUGAAAUCCGGUUUCUAGCUAAGGAAAACUUUGCUGUCCUCACUAUUGAUGGAGAUGAAGCCUCAGCAGUUCGAACAAACAGUCCUCUGCAAGUUAAAACUGGGGAGAAAUAUUUCUUUGGAGGGUUCCUUACACAAACAAAUGACUCAGAUCGUUCCCUGCUCCAGCUCUCAUUUCAAGGAUGCAUGCAGUUUAUUCACGUGGAUGAUCAACUGGUGGAUUUGCAUGCAGUGGAGCAAGGCAAACUGGGAAGCUUUGCCAAUGUCAGCAUUGAUAUGUGUGCCAUUAUUGACAGGUGUGUUCCCAAUCACUGUGAACAUGGUGGCAAAUGCUCCCAAACGUGGGACAGCUUCAAAUGUACUUGUGAAGGAACUGGAUACAGUGGCGCCACCUGUCACAACUCUAUUUAUGACCUCUCCUGUGAAGCAUACAAACACCUGGGCAAAACUUCAAAUUAUUACUGGAUAGAUCCAGAUGGCAGUGGGGCACUGGGACCUUUGAAAGUUUACUGCAACAUGACAGAGGAUAAAGUGUGGUCAACUGUGUAUCAUGAUCUGCAGAUGCAAACUUCAGUGGUAGGCAAUGGCCCGGAAAAGUACUCUGUAUUACAGCUCAAUUACAGUGCCACCAUGGAUCAGAUCUCUGCCAUCACCAGUAGUGCUGAAUACUGUGAGCAGUACAUCUCCUAUUCCUGCAAGAUGUCAAGGCUGCUGAACACCCCAGGGAAGCGAGUCGUUGAGCAAGCUGGCUUUGAUUGA
Caretta caretta (loggerhead turtle) is the source of this 2866-nucleotide messenger RNA. Lineage: Eukaryota; Metazoa; Chordata; Testudines; Cheloniidae. The record is from RefSeq and is a predicted model, not a curated record.